This is a messenger RNA of Carica papaya (papaya), 966 nucleotides long. Its product is annotated as F-box protein PP2-B15-like. NCBI's taxonomy places the organism in Eukaryota, Viridiplantae, Streptophyta, Magnoliopsida, Brassicales, Caricaceae. The record is from RefSeq and is a predicted model, not a curated record. Gene Ontology annotation, molecular function: protein binding.
AUUUGUAGUCUAAAUGCAACUCGGCAAGAACUCGUUCAAACCACGACGAAGCUUUUAAACAAAGAUUUUGUUCUUAAAAAAUUCCAUCUUCUUAUCUUUCUUCUCCGUUAUUAAUAUUAUUUUUCAAGAUUUAGAAUGGAGAAAAUGGAAGUGGCCGACUGCAACGUGUUACCAGAAGGUUGUAUAGCCACGAUUCUCUCCUUCACCACUCCACGAGAUGCUUGCAGAUCAGCCAUGGCGUCCGAAGUCUUCAGGUCGGCCGCGGAGUCCGAUAUAGUUUGGGAGAGGUUUCUGCCGCCAGAUUGUAACGAACUUCUCUCCAGGUUGGUGACUCCUCUCGAGUUCUCUUCCAAGAAGGAGCUUUUUCUCCAGCUCUGCAACUCGGUUCUCAUCGACGGUGGCAAAAAGAGCUUCAAAUUAGAAAAGUCAUCUGGGAAGAAAUCCUUCACACUGUCUGCUAGAGAGCUUUCAAUCACAUGGAGCAACAAUCCAAUGUACUGGAGCUGGGUACCCACAAACGAAUCAAGGUUCACAGAAACAGCAGUGCUCAGAACAACAUGGUGGCUGGAGAUUCACGGAAAGAUAAACACUAAAAUUCUAUCACCAAACACGACCUACGGAGCUUACCUCAUAAUGAGAAUCACAAAAAGGAAAUACGGGCUCGACACGAAACCAUCGGAGAUCUCAGUCGAAGUGGGCGACCGGAAAUCCACCGGCAUUGCGUAUCUGCUCGGAAAACGCAGCGGUGAAGAUGGAGAUGAAGAUGAUAAUUCCAACGAAGUGGAAGAAUCAAAAGCGAUAUUUCCAAAGGAAAGAGUAGAUGGGUGGAUGGAGAUUGAGCUUGGCGAGUUCUUCAAUGGCGGAGGAUUGGACCAGGAGGUGAACAUGAGUUUGACGGAAGUCAGAGGGUAUCGACUCAAAGCUGGGGUUGUAAUUGAAGGCAUUGAAGUUAGGCCAAAACAUUAA